AUGCGGGGACUGCUGGGUAGCAGCUGGAGCAAGUUUGGACACGCUGGUCGGGGGACAUACGAGUGGUUAACUAGCGAGUCAAGCUUACCUCUUCUGGAAGCCCAGCUCGAGGGUGCUCAGAAAAUAAGUUCCACCCAAGAAGAUGUGGAGCCUUUCCUGUGCAUCCUUCUUCCAGCCACCAUUCUGCUCUUCCUGGCCUUUCUGUUGCUUUUCCUGUACCACCGCUGCAAGGCCCCAAGGCCCCAGGCUCAGGUUUUCAGCAUUGACCUUCCAGAGCACUCAGUGGCAGGGGAGGUGACUGACUUCCUGCCAGGCUUGCCUUGGAGCAGCGAGCAGAACUUUCCCUACUCUCCUCUGCCCCGGGAGGCAGCUCUCCCCUCCACAUGCUUACCGCCCUCCUAUGAAGAGGCCACCAGGAGUCUCCAGGGAGGAGAGGCCCCGCAUGAAAGCCUGCAGUGUGAAGAGGGUUCACGAGCACUGGAUGAGCAAAUAUAA
This is a messenger RNA of Talpa occidentalis (Iberian mole), 495 nucleotides long. It is a transcript of the gene SMIM28, whose product is annotated as small integral membrane protein 28. NCBI's taxonomy places the organism in Eukaryota, Metazoa, Chordata, Mammalia, Eulipotyphla, Talpidae. The coding region runs from base 1 to 495 and encodes 164 amino acids. The record is from RefSeq and is a predicted model, not a curated record. The transcript has 2 exons.